AUGUUCGUGCAGAGAACGUUUAUAGCUCAGCACGCGCGGGAAAAGAGCCGCCCAUUCAACCCGAGUCGCUCAGGAAAAGUUGGUCGGCGGCAGCACCCGGUGGCUUGCUCGUACCUGCCCUUGUCGCCCACGUCGCCGGGGCCUGGGCCGUCGAGACCGGAGAAGGAACUUCAAAAGAAGAUAGAUAAUUUUCUCAAGCAAGUUCGUACGAGCUUUGCACGGUUGACGCGUCGUGGACAGUCGCGCGAAGCAGAGCGCUCUGCUGGGCCGCUCCCGGCGCCGUUGUCAGAGGCCCUGGCGGCGUUGCGGAAGCGCUUCGGCGACGAUUCAGCGCAACCCAGCAGUUCCAGUACGGAAGACGGGUCUAUCAGCAGCAUUUUGAAGAGCGCAAGCGAGUUUGUGGACAACAUAGUAUCCUCUGGUACGGGUUCGAUGCCAGAUCUAGGAGCUGUCCUGUCCGAUUUGGUUGAGGAUGCGCAGUCGCGUCUCGGGCAGACACGCAAGGAAAUCGAGCGCUGGAGUCGCGAUACGAGCAGAUACAUCCAAGACCAGCUGCCGGAUGAUACGGCGCAGCGAAUGCGCGACCUGAACGACGCCGUACGCUCGGUGGCGAUGACGGGGCCGGGCGAUAUCGACAUGCCAGCACGCCUGCGGUCCGCAGAGCAGACGUUGCAGAACCUACGCGGAGACUUUGAGAAUCUCAAACCGUACUUGUCGAAUACGUUGUCGCCAGUGGUUUCGGAAGCACAACGGUUCCUGGAAUCUAUUCGUUCGCAGUACAAUCGCUUUGUGGAGACCAAGCUCGCCGAAAUGACGGCAUCGAUUGGUAUAGCGGAGUCAUCAUACAUUGCAGAACCUCUUCGCGGGCGCAGGGUCCCUUUUGAUGCGCAGCUGGCUUUACUCAUGGCGGGGUUCACUUUCGACGCUUAUCGAGAUCCAGAGCCACACGAGGGCAAACGAUGCGCUCUCGGGGACCUUCAGACGGUUUAUCUCUCCCUAGAUUUUGUUCGGGAAUGCUUCGAGGGCGUGCUCACGGGACAAACUGGACGCAAUUGGGCGUUGGAGUAUCCACCGGAGGACUCGGCUCGCGAGGAUAGCAGCUACAGCUUCUACAUCAGAGAUUUCGAGAACGAUGAUGCCACCGUCAUUGAAAACAAGCCCUUUUUCCGUACAGAACGCCGAAAAGUUAAGGUCAAACAAAUUCCGGAAUCGCGGUUUGUGCGUUUCAAAUUGAAUGGUAAUGGAAAUGAGGAACACGGGCUUAAUUCUGAGCAAAUGGUGACUUCAUCAGAGUCUUCUCUGAUAGGGUUCGCGAACCAAGCAACACGCCGCUGGACGGACGCCGCACAGUAUGCGUUUCAUCGAACAGUGCAACUCGCUCAGCGACAAGCGAAUAGCACCGAGAUCGCAAGAUCCGUGGAGCAACUGAUUCGCGAGUCAAACGUUCCGCCAGGCGAACUGCGAGAAUGGGAUGAGUUGCAGCGACGGGUCUUGGAUGAGAUCAGCUGCUACAAGGACACAGAGAGGCUGAUGUUCGUCAAACAUGUUGGUACUGAUACUGAGUUUUAUAUCUGGCGUUCGCCUCCGGGCGAGCCGAACCGACGCGUGGUCUUCGCGUUCCGUGGAACAGUCCAAAUGUCCUGGCGCGAUUUCCUGACCGAUGCCAAGCUCAAUCAGGUGGAUUUUUCUGAAGAAACUCGCGUGGAAGGGGCUUGCGUACAUGCUGGGUUCGCCGAGGCGUACCGCUCGAUCCGGGAGACAGUUCGGCGCGUGGCGCUCUAUUUCGUGGAAAAGAGCCGGCGAGAAGGCACCCUCUCCAGCGAAGGGCUUGAGUUCUUCUUCACCGGACAUUCGCUGGGUGCCGCGUUGGCCACACUUGCGGCGCUCGAUGUGACGCGCGUUCUCGAGGAUCGUGGCAUUCCGUUGAGCCAGCGUGCACGCAACGGUGUCCGCAUUCGUAUGUACAACUUUGGCUCGCCGCGGGUUGGCAACGGAGUGUUUGCGCGGACCUUCAAUACGCUGGUACCUGACGCUUAUCGUAUCGUGAAUGACGCGGAUGUUGUCGCUCGAAUGCCGCGUACAUUAAGUUUCGACUAUCAUCACGUCGGAUCAACGGUCCUUGUGAACGCUGACGGCAAACUCUGGAUAGAGGGUCAGAGUCCGGGCAGGGAUCCGCUCAAGGAGCGAUGGAGCACCAUCGAGGAUUUGAUCAAGCUGGAGCAACGCGCGUUCGAGAGCAUUUUUAACAAUGAAGCGCUUUUGCACCACCUAGAAGAUGCCUAUUUCGUCGCUUUAGCUCGAACCAUCGUGAGGAUCUCCGAAUCAGCCAUUUUGUAA
Messenger RNA from Cyanidioschyzon merolae strain 10D, 2337 nucleotides. Its product is annotated as similar to triacylglycerol lipase. Lineage: Eukaryota; Rhodophyta; Bangiophyceae; Cyanidiales; Cyanidiaceae. Bases 1 to 2337 code for a protein of 778 amino acids. The transcript has a single exon. The record is from RefSeq and is a predicted model, not a curated record. Gene Ontology annotation, biological process: lipid metabolic process.